Molecule: messenger RNA, 1364 nt
Organism: Hyalella azteca
Lineage: Eukaryota; Metazoa; Arthropoda; Malacostraca; Amphipoda; Hyalellidae
Exons: 1
Coding region: 1-1239 (412 amino acids)
Source: RefSeq, a predicted model, not a curated record
AUGGUUGAUGUUGGCUUCAGGGCUGAUUUGAUCGUUAAUUUGCUGGUCUACGGCUGCGCACCCGCCUGGUCGACCCACCUUUCAUAUGGAAAAAUCUUUGCUCCUGAACUACAGGGUGAAUCACUGGAAUAUCUGCUGUCAAUACUAAAGCCCAACAAAGUGGUGGGUGUAAGAAAACUCUUAUCAGACUCAGCUAAGUCCCACAUCCCACUGUUUGUCUUGACCUUCUUAAGCUCAACUCCACCCACCAAAAUACAAAUAGGGUACUGCUACGUCAGAGUAGAUAAAUAUUACCCCAACCCACUAAGAUGUGGGCAAUGCUGCCGAUAUGGGCACUCCCGUGCCAGAUGCUCAAACAAACUACCCUCAUGCAGCCACUGCAGUAAAAUGGGACACACAAGAGAGAGCUGUACAGACAUCAACCUGCCCCCCAAAUGUCUAAACUGCAAAGGCCCACAUGACGCCACAUCCAGGCAAUGCCCAAAAUACUUGGCUGAAGUUCGUGCAUGUCACCUAACUGCGGAUGAGGGGCUCAGUUUUGCAGCUGCGAGAGCACAAAUUCAGGCUGAAGAAAGAAACCCGGAUUCCUCUGCAACUAUGCCUCGCAACCCAGCAAGCACAACUCCUCUUCACAACAGUAACAACCACCAAAACAACUCACCAACAACAGCCCCCCACAAUCUAGAUCUCAACUCUCUGAAGGCUUUCCCCACACUGACACAGCUCAUUGCAGAAGACUCAUCAUCCUACAUCCCACCUUACCAGAUACCACCCAAUGAACCCAGCUGGAAUAGGGGCCCUCCAAGUACACCCAGAACACACAACCCCCCAACGCAAGCUCCUUCUUCUUCACUACCACCACUACACCAUUCACUCACUCAAACCCCCUCACACAACACAAACCCAAACAAAAUAGGCACACAAUCAAAAUCUCUAAACAACAACAAUGCAGAUCAGCUACCACAUGCCUUCAAACAUGACCAAGUACACAACUGCCCAAUAACUGCGUCACACGCCUACACUCAGCAUACCACAACCACCCCUCACCCACCAACAAACCAUACAGCAGACAUACUCCAAAUUAUAACCAAAUUAGUGCCAAUCAUCAUACGCUUGUUCUUUUCAACACAAAUCACAGACAAGGCCAAGUGCUUCCUCGAGAUUGGCCACCUACUGCAUGCUGACUCAACUGUUGUUGACUCACUUGCACAAUUCGGCCUCACCUCUAUCUCCCAAUGAACUUCAAGAUCAUUCAAUGGAACAUCCGAUCCCUGCUAUCCAACAAGCCUCACCUAAUGCAACUAAUAUCAGAACACAACCCAGAUGUGCUAUGCCUACAAGAAACGUUCUUACAGCCUAACUCU